Penaeus vannamei (Pacific white shrimp) is the source of this 1149-nucleotide messenger RNA. NCBI's taxonomy places the organism in Eukaryota, Metazoa, Arthropoda, Malacostraca, Decapoda, Penaeidae. The record is from RefSeq and is a predicted model, not a curated record.
GGCGACAACUCCCCCGGCGGCCCCCCCUCUGGAGCCUCGGAAGGGGGGGAGGGCGAGCGUCCGAGGGUCAGCCUGGCGAACAAACCCUCCGCCACCGCCUUCUUCAACACACUGCGCACCAAGUUUCACCGCACGAGGAGCAAGGAUGGCAAGUUGGCGAGACGGAAGGACAUCCUCCUUGACGGCGUGAGGAGCAACUCGCAUCCUGACGUGAGUGUAGAGCGGCAAGACAGCACGACGGAUUAUGCUGCGGAUAAUUCCUCGGCCGAGCACUCCUCCUCCUGUACCCCGGUGUCCAUGUCCCCGAGGAGAGGACCGAUGCUGUCCCAGAACCGUCAGAACUCCCAGGACGUAGGUGGCAGUGCCCUCUCCGGCGCCCCGGAUCCUGGCGACCUGAGCAGCGUGCCCAGCGGUGCCAACCCUUCCAGCCUCACGCCCCCCACCCCCGCCCGUGCCCAGGGGGGGUUGAGCAGCUCCCCGGCCAACCUGGAGCAGACGGAGAGCGACACGCCCCAGCCGAAUCAGGCCUCGAGCAGCGGAACGGUGUACGAAGUGUGGUCUCAGGAGAUUGGCAUCUGUGACUUGCUGCCUAUCCCUGUGUUGUAUCCCGUGGUGUUGGGGGAUUCAGGCGCGCCGUUGGAGGUGGUCCUGGACCCAACCGUGCUGCGCCACCGAGCUCUGCGCCAGUACUCCUUUUUCCAGCUCCACGUCCACCUGAAGCGCGGCGAAGACCUGGUGGCCCGUGACGCCUGCGGUAAGCUCCUCCCCCAAUACUCAUCCUACCAAUCAGGAGACUCCGCGAGAGCAGGUUAUGGUUUCAGAGGUCAUUUAAAUAUUACCACAGCAGCACCCCAUGCUUGUUACCUCUGCAUUGUGUACAGGCAUAUUGAAAUGCAUUUUUAUAAAGAAUACAAACGUGAAUUUGGGUGGAAUGAAACUAAAUGUAGUGAAUUGUUUUGCAAGCCUGGCUCUAUAUUAACUUUUGCGAUGGAGUUAAAGCAUUUGCUCGUAGUCAAGGUUUCAUAUAUGUUAGAUUUUGUUGCCAUAAACUGUGUGGGAUUGUUCAUUUGUACAUGCAGAGGAUUUGCACCCCUUGUAUCAGAAUCUGAUGUAGUGCGCUAUUGCAAUGGGGAAAAGCAUGUUGCAUAA